AUGGCUAAGUGGAAGAAAGCCUUGCCGACGAAGUCUCACACGACCCCGCUCCCUGGAGCCGAUGAGCGGAAGAGCUUUAUUUGGGCGGUCCAGAAGGUGCAGAAGCAGCAGGAGGUGGCGGACGAGCUCAACAAGGACCCAUGGGCAAAUUGGGCCUUUGCCGUGAUGCCUCCAUUCACGUCUUCCACCGAGAGUGCCGAGAGUGCCGAACGUGAGCUCCGGACUGCAGCUUUGGAGAACAACCACCAACUGGUGACUGAUCUUCUGCUGGACCGAAAUCCAGGCGCCACUGCCCUGAUUGCGGCCACUCGUCUUGAUCCGACCCUGAACAGGGAACGCAACUGCAACUACAUCACGCGGCUCUUGUUGUUGAACCGUGCCGACCCGACACAAACAGCAGGCAAACGCGGGUGCACUGCGCUCUCCGUGGCCGCUGCAACAGGCAACGUGGGUGUGACAAAGCUCCUUUUGCGGAAGAUGGCGGAGAACCAGGUAGAUUCAAAAUUGCAAGCCGAGCACAAGUCCGCAGCUUUGUUCGUGGCCGCCAGCUUCGCCCUGGUUCACUUGUUGCUGCAGCAUCGAGCUAUACCGGAUGCCGUAGAAAGACAUCAGCUGUCUGACCCGACCGCAUCGAAGGAGGAGCAACAACGUCGCAAACAACAGCAAGAAAGGAGGCGGCUGCUCUUACACGCUGCUGCCAGAGACUGCUACAACGUGGCAGAACUUCUUCUGCAGAUGAGGGCCGAUCCGAACCUACGACCCCCUCCUCCCCUCAGGAGCCCUAACGCGACGUCUCUCACGCCUCUGCUUGCAGCCGCCUACGCGCGAACGACAGAUGAUGAUGCCAAGGACAUGGUGGCGCUGCUGCUGCAGAAAAGAGCUGACCCGAAAGCCACAGUGCAAGAUGCGAAAACAGUGCUGUCACAGGCAUCUCUAAGGGAUUCAGAAAGCCUGACCGGUGAUACGCCUGACAAAAGCAUGGGGAGACGCCUCGUACGCCUGCUGGACUUCCUGUUGCGCAGCGAGGGGGAGGAGUAUACCGACAUGGUUGAGAGUUUGUUGCAGGAGGCGGUUGAAGUCAACUGCGGGCCGCAGAGACUGCGCGAGCCCGUGCGCACCAUCCUGGGAGAGCUCGAUGGCCAUGGUCCGGAGUGGGGGGAACACCUCGACGUCAACAACGACAAGGAGGCCCAGGACGAAUCCCAGGACGAAGCCUCGAAAAUCCUGGCAUAUCUCGCGCAAGCUCCUUGUCAUGGUGGAUGGGACUCUGAAAAGUCCAACCUGGAAGAGGCCAUCACGUCGAUGGGUGGCAUGCACGCUGGGGUCGCCACGAUACUCAAAAGCCACGGCUGGCUGGGGAAGCAAUUCGCUGCACCACCACGGAUGGACGACCUGAUGAGCGACUUGGAGAGCUGUUGUGAGGAUGAAUGUCUCCUGACGAGAGCGCUCCGCAAGCAGCACGAGCAGGAACUGCGAGAGAAGGAGAUGCGAGAGCGUGAGCAGGAGGCGAGCAAGUUAGCCAAGAGGUUUGCUUCGCGUGUGGGUGGGAAUGCGCAGAAGGACAAGGGUGAGGAGAAGAGCAAGGACACCAACUCGAUGCCCAAUUCGAUUCCGGAUUAUGAUUUGAAGCUGCAGAAUAUGCUGUACGCGCCAGAAGUGCAAACAUCCUUGCGAACGCUUCGAAUUUCAGCCGUCGUGGCCUGUGAUAAGAAAGUUCUGGCAGCAGUAGCUGAGACGGCUAAUGAGGAGACGUUAGCCACGGAUACUGUAGAAGUGAUCGUUGGUGCAGCAUGGCUUCAAUUGCGAGCGGUCACCGCCAUCGACAGCGGGCUUGAUGCCUUGGCCUUGGCCUGCCUGUGCCUUGCAACCAGCCGAUGCGGACCCGGACCGGACAACGAGCCCCAGGAAGCAAAUGUGUACGCUCAGUGUGCAUUGGGGACGUUGGCAUGCAUUCACAGCAAAGAGGCUAUUGAAUGUGUGGUGCACUUUGGCCAUCUGUUUGGUCCUGUUGUAUGGAAGUACCUGGAACCCUCGGUCAUUUCCACAGGCAAAGACAAGUCGAUCGAUGAGAACCAGCAAGAGGAUGAGGAGCCAGAGGUCAGCAAUCGGGGUGCUGAAAUCUUGGAAGGUCUUUCUGACUUGCUGUUUCUUUUUGUCGGCUAUUUCGCUAUUCUUGAGCAGUUCAACAAAUGCGGCAGCGAGCUUGACAAGAUCUUUUUGCCAUGGUUCUGUGCAAUGUACUGGCUGCGAUUUGUAUACAGCCUGCGUGGAGAAAGAUGGCUGGGGCCAUAUCUCCUGCCCAUUCUGUCAGCGGUCAGAGAUACUUGGGCAUUCUUUUUUGUGACCUUCCUCUGUGCCGCAGGUGCAACCCACGCAUACUACAUUCUAGGCCCCCGGCAAGGAGACGAGAUGCCAGUCUAUUCCGCGCUCACCCACACAAUCCGCCUUGCCAUUUUCGGAGACUUUGACCUUUUCGAAUAUCAGGGGCAAGACACCGUCUAUACGCAAAGCGGCGGCAACGAAAGCUCUUGGGAUCCCACAGAUCCCAGCCCAAGUGAACUUGACCCGAUGCUCUUCUGGUAUCUGCAGCUGUCAUUCAUCAUCACUGGCAUAGGCAUCACCGUGCUGCUCAUGAAUUUGUUGAUCGGCAUCCUGGGCCAAAACUAUGAGCUACACCAGGGUCGGGCACAGAUCUUGUUCGUGCAGGCCCGGGCGAGGAUGCUCCUGGAGCAACAGCGAAGGCCAUGGAUCCGGUUGGUCACGGAGGUCCUGCUCCCGAAGCAGGAUGCUGCAGUGGCCGAGGAGUUUGAGAUGUCGGAACUGCCUUAUAGAUGGUUCGCGCAGCUGGGGAUAGCAGCCUUAACCCCCUUGCAGAAUGUCCUGCCGAACAUCUUUGAGCGUUUGUGUUGGCGGGUGGUGCAGAAGCCUGUGAUGACGUGUCACAAGUUUGUGGCCCUGCUGAUCCUCGUCAUUUCCCCGGUUCUCUUGACUCUGUCACUUGUAAGCUGUCUGCUAGCCUACCUGGUCAAAUAUUCUGGCAGAUUCAUCAUCAAGCUGCUGGGGAUGACGGUUUUCCGAAUAGAAGGCCUGAACUAUGCCGUCAAUUUGACCCUCUUCGGACAGUUCAAUCACAAGCCCGCCUGUGAUUGCGAGAUCUUGGCACUGGUGCGGAAGGAGACGGGCAAGAGCGAGAAGGAAAGGCUGGAGCACCUGGAAGACCAGCUCGAGGAGCAGAAGGACAAGUUGGCGAGCCUCGAUGGCAAGAUCGACAAGUUAGCGAGCCUCGAUGGCAAGAUCCGCACUUUAACGGGCCUCGAUGGCAAGAUCGACCAGCUGUUGAGCAUUUGCGAAGGGAAGCGGAGGAUGAAGAAGGUGAGACGCGCUCCCGGACAGGAGCAGGUCGAUGAAGACGGCGACGAGGCCGGUGGAAUGGCUGAGGAUGCCCAAGCGGAGGCGCAGGAGGCGAAGAGUCCUGAGGACCCUCGAAGGGUUGCAGCCACUGCCGGUGGAACCCCGUUCAUCAAGCGGAAAACCGCGUGUGCCGACAACAAAGAGUGUCGAGUUCACGGACGGCGAACGUGA
Messenger RNA from Symbiodinium natans, 3582 nucleotides. Lineage: Eukaryota; Dinophyceae; Suessiales; Symbiodiniaceae. The record is from the annotation of a GenBank genome assembly.